This is a messenger RNA of Eupeodes corollae, 2840 nucleotides long. RefSeq names its product vacuolar protein sorting-associated protein 16 homolog (gene Vps16A). The transcript is spliced from 12 exons. The record is from RefSeq and is a predicted model, not a curated record. NCBI's taxonomy places the organism in Eukaryota, Metazoa, Arthropoda, Insecta, Diptera, Syrphidae. Gene Ontology annotation, cellular component: cytoplasm; HOPS complex; lysosomal membrane. The coding region runs from base 104 to 2635 and encodes 843 amino acids. Gene Ontology annotation, biological process: intracellular protein transport; endosomal transport; vacuole fusion, non-autophagic. Gene Ontology annotation, molecular function: actin binding.
CUGCUCUUAUCAGCUGGGACUGAAAGCGAAAAGUGAUACUUUUCUUUUAUAAAUAAAUAAUAUUUUAUUUAAGAAAACAAAAAGUUAUUUGAAGUUAUUAAAAAUGCCUGUAAUGUAUAACACAGGAGACUGGUUCAGUCUUGAAUCUCACACUUAUAGAAAAUUCGAUUUGUAUUGUUUGAAUUGGCCCAAUGAUGUUAAUUUGGAUUAUAUGCGGGUAUAUGCAGCACCAUUUGGUGGACCGAUAGCUGUUAUUCGAGAUUUUGCCCAAAUAGCACCGGUCAAAGGAAAUGCAAAAGUCGAAAUCAAAACAUUCGAUUCUUCGGGAUUGUUAUUGGGAAUAAUUAUGUGGAAUCAUGGCAGGUUUAUAACAAUGGGCUGGUCCGAUACGGAAGAUUUAAUAUGUGUCCAAGAUGAUGGUUUGGUGAUAACUUACACUAUGUUUGGUGAGGAAAAGCAUACUUUCAGCAUGAGUCCCGAAGCAAGCCGAACAAAAGUUAUAGAUGCCAGGAUUUUCUCCUCCAGUUCGGGAACAGGAAUUGCUGUUUUAACAACAAGUGGAAGAGUAUUCUUGAAAAGCAGUAACAUUGCAGAGUUUAAAACUCGCCAAUUGCCUGAUAUUCCAAAAUCUUCUUCUGAGAACUUUUCAUGCUGGCAAAUUGUAUCUGAAGAUCGUAAUAGUUACUGUUUAAUUGGUCGAGAAAGGGAAGUAAUCAAACUUGCUCAUGGUCAAAGUGUCGGUACCAUUCAUGGAAAACUCUUCAACAAGCCAUUUGAAAAGAUCGUACUAAUGUCAGUGUCCUAUAAUCAUCAGUUCCUAGCUCUAUACACAAAUAACGGUCUCCUGUGGUUGGGAACAGUUGAUAUGAAGGAGAAAUUCUGUGAAUUUGAUACCGAUCGUCUAGAUCAGCCGAAACAAAUCGAAUGGAUAAUGGAUUCUGAUAACACUCAUCUCUCCGAUGCCGUUGUAAUCACUUAUCCCUCGCUUUUACUGGUUGUCGACAAAAAGGGCGAUCAUAAUGUCUUCACAUAUGAUCCAGCGAUAUUUCUAGUUCCAGAGUUAGAUGGUGUUCGAAUAAUCACUAAUAGUACACAUGAAAUGAUUCAGAAAGUUCCGAAAUGUGUGCAAAACAUUUUUGCAAUAAAUAGCCAAGAACCUUCGAGUUUUCUUUUUGAAGCUCAAAAGAAAUUCCAAGAACGCAGUCAUCAGUCUGAUGAGUACUUGAGUUUAUUUAGGGGCAAGAUGGAAAUAGCUGUCGAUGAGUGUAUUGAAGCUGCUGGCUACGAAUUUUGCCCUGAGACACAAAAGUCUUUAAUAAAGACGGCAUACUUUGGCAAAGGUUUUAUAGCUCUGCACAAUCCUGAUAAAUACAUGAGGAUUUGUCGAAUUCUUCGAGUGUUGAAUGCUCUUAGACACCCCAAAAUUGCAAUACCUCUCACCUAUAAACAGUUUUGUCAUCUUAAACCUGAUGUUAUUUUAUCGCGGUUAGUGUUUAGAAAAAACUAUGCUGUAGCAAUUCAAGUGGCGAAGCAUUUGAAAUUACCUGAAUCAUGGAUUUUGGAGCAUUGGGCGAUACACAAAGUAUACAACGACAGAGAUGAUAAUGAAGUUGCUCGAAAAAUCACGGAAAAGUUUAAAAAUCCAUCGAUCCAAGGCAUUUCUUACUGCAACAUUGCUGAAAAAGCUCACGACAUUGGAAAAGAUGAUCUCGCUAUAAAGCUUCUCGAAUUGGAGCCCCGCUCUUCGCUACAAGUUCCUUUGCUAUUGAAACUGGGCAAAUACGACAAAGCACUUUUCAGUGCAACCCAAUCUGGUGAUACGGAUCUCGUCCAAAUGGUUUUACUUAAAAUCAAAGAGAACAUGACAGUUACCAAUUUUCAUAUGAUUAUUCGAGAUUUUCCAAUGGCAUUUAAUUUAUAUCGAAAAGCAAUGGCCGAAUGCAGUCGAACUGCAUUGACUGAUAGUUUUCAUACAGAAGAUGACCAUCAAUCGAUUGCAGAGUACACACUGCGCUAUGCCAUCAAAGAUAAAAAUGUUGACUCGAAUUUAUUGAUUAUUGCCAAUCGUUAUAGUCAGGGAAAAAGAAUUGUUGAAGCAGACUUAUGCACAGAAACGGGAAAAAUUCUAAAGCUACAAAAAGCAUUGAAUCAAAAGUUGCGAAACACACAUUCUGGUGUAGAAUUGUGCGGCGAAACUAUCCAUGAUACGGUUUUGAAACUUCUUCGGUUGGGCGAACUUAAAGAGGCAGAAAGAAUUAAAAACGAUUAUAAAAUUCCUGAAAGGAGAUACUGGUGGAUGCGUAUUCAGACAUUAUCUGAAAAGGGGAAUUUUGUGGAACUCGAAAAAUUCUCAAAAUCAAAAAAGAGUCCCAUAGGCUAUGAACCAUUUGUUGAGGUUUGUCUAAAUAUGGGAAAUGUUCAUGAAGCAAGAAAGUAUAUUGCCAGGUGCAGAGAAGACAAAAAAGCGAAAUGGUAUAUUCGCGCUGGCUUACAUGAAGAUGCAGCAGGAACAGCAUUUGAACAGCGAGAUAUAAAUACGUUACAAACAAUUAUGUUGGCGGCUGCCAAUAGCGGAAAUAGAAGUCUCUCUGAGAAAGUCGAUACAUUUAUAAAACAGUUAAUGUCUAAAAAAUAAAAUAACGGACAAAAAUAGGAAAUUGUUAUUGAAAAGUAACAAUUGGUUUUAUAUAUUAAUAAUUUAUUGUAUUAUCCGCGAUAUUCCUGUUUUUAUACAUAUUCUUGUAAUUCUCUAUGUAAAAGAUUUUUAAGUAGGUUUCGUUAAAAUAUUCCAAAUAAAGUUUAAUAUAAAAUUUAUUUAAAUUUAAGAAUUAAUAGAGAAA